Fusarium musae is the source of this 1245-nucleotide messenger RNA. RefSeq lists its product as uncharacterized. The record is from RefSeq and is a predicted model, not a curated record. Gene Ontology annotation, molecular function: metallodipeptidase activity. Gene Ontology annotation, biological process: proteolysis. Bases 1 to 1245 code for a protein of 414 amino acids. NCBI's taxonomy places the organism in Eukaryota, Fungi, Ascomycota, Sordariomycetes, Hypocreales, Nectriaceae. The transcript has 4 exons.
AUGACAUCCAAGCAUCCAUACCAGCUGCUCCCUAUCGACGAGAGAGUCAAGCGAGUUCUGGCCACGACCCCUCUUAUAGACGGCCAUAAUGAUUUACCUCAGCAGCCCAGAGCUUGCUUCCACGGCAAGAUACACAAUAACGAGAAAUUCGAUCUAGAAAAUGGGUUCGAGCGUGGAAUGACAGAUAUUCCUCGUCUCAAGCAAGGCGCCGUGGGUGGCCAAUUCUGGUCCGUCUGUGUCCCUUGUCUCAGAUCAGCAGAGAACUUCACCACACCGGAGUACUCAGACAUGGCUCGAGAUGCCAUUGAGCAAAUCGAUCUAACUCUUCGCCUGGUCGAGUCUUAUCCAGAGACAUUCCAACUUAUUAGUGGUCCUUCGGAAGUCAAGGAUGUUUAUGCCAGUGGUAAGAUCGCUUGCUCGAUUGGCAUUGAGGGGCUUCAUAUGGCUGGCAACAGUAUCGGUAUUAUAAGAGCGUUCUACAGGCUUGGGGUAAGAUAUUGCACUCUCACUCACGUGUGUAAUAAUGCCUUUGCGGAUAGCUCCACUUCAAAGAUCGGACCCGUCCAUGGUGGGCUUUCUGACUUAGGAAGGGCUGCUGUCAAGGAGAUGAAUAGACUCGGCAUGAUUAUUGAUCUUUCUCACGUGUCGGAAGACUGCGCGAAACAAGUUCUCAAUCUUUCCAGAGCUCCCGUCAUGUUCUCUCACUCCAACGCAAAAGGAGUAUUCGACUGCCCUAGAAAUGUUCCUGAUCAUAUCCUCGAUAAAGUACCCUCCAAUGGUGGUAUCGUCAUGGUCACCUUCGUCCCGGAGCAUGUCACAACGCGCCGAUGCGAUGCCAAGAUGGAAAUGGUGGUCGAUCAUCUCUUUUACAUCGCCAACCGCAUUGGCUGGGAUCACGUUGGUCUUGGAUCUGAUUUCGAUGGUAUUGCUAGCGUCAUCCCCGGCCUUGAGGAUGUAAAAUGCUAUCCUCAUCUUUUGAAGGCUAUCCUUGAUCGUGGAGCGAGUGAAGAGCAGUUGGCCAAGGUGAUUGGCGAGAAUAUUCUUAGAGUCUGGGCAGGCGUCGAGAAAGUGAGAGAUCUGAUGAAAACCGAGGGAGUGCUCCCGGUGGAGGAUGUGUUUAAGGAUCGGAGGUGGUGGAGAUAUGAUGGGUAUUAUCAGAUGGAAGAUCCUGAUCCUGAGGAUAAGCUUGGGCUUGACUGGUAUGGGGUACCCCCACCAGAUGAGGGUCUAUACCGUAAGGAAUAG